Molecule: messenger RNA, 2015 nt
Organism: Dictyostelium purpureum
Lineage: Eukaryota; Evosea; Eumycetozoa; Dictyosteliales; Dictyosteliaceae
Exons: 2
Source: RefSeq, a predicted model, not a curated record
AUGGAUAUAUUAAAUAUAAAAAAAAAAAUAAAAAAUGAAUUACUUUCAAUUUUUUUUUAUGAAAAAAUUGAAUACUAUGAAACAUGCAACAUAGUAGUUCAAAUAGAAGAUUUAGAAUAUUCAAAAAAUAAAAGAGUAAAAUCAGUACUAUUUAUUGACGUUACCUCCAAAGAAACAAUAAGAAAAAAAUCAAUAAUAAUCAUUAACUAUUUACAAUACAUUACAAAUGGAAAUAACUGUAAACUCUUUAUAGAGAGUUUUUCAGAACUAGCUUUAUUGGAUACAUCAAUCAGUUUACACUUAAUACCCCACCCUUGUUUAAAAUAUAAAAAAAUAGUUGAUAAUAAGGAAAUUUUUGAUCAAGAAGAUUACAAAACAUCUACAAAAGCAGAUUAUUUAAAAAGAAAGAAUAUUGAUGACAUUUUAAAUAAUAUUAACAAUAAAAAGAAAAUUAAAACAACCAAUGAUGAUAUGGAAAAAAUAGAUAAUAAUUGUAAUAAUAAUAUUAGUAACAAUAAUGACAAAAAUAACAGCACUAUCGAAAUAAUCAAAGAAACCAAACCUUUUAAAUUAAUUAUAAAAAACAACCAAAGCACCAAACCAAUUACAAAAUAUUUAUUUAAAGGUUACAAUGAAUUAUAUAAUCAGCUUUUAUUAUAUCAAAAAGGAGAUACUAGCCUAAUUAAUUUAUUUUCCAAAUUAUUAUUAAACUUUCUCAAAUAUGUAGAUAGUAGUUUAAUAAAUCAAAAAAUUGAUAAUUAUUUAAUUAGCAAUAACAACAAUAAUAAAAUUUUCAAAUUAUUAUCAAUUUAUAUAUUUUCACAUUUAAAUUAUUUUGUUAAAAAAACUAAUUCAGAUAUUAAAGAUAUAAAAAAAAUUUAUGAAUCAGUUUUAAUAAAAAUUAAUAAUAGGGAACAUAUUAAAUCAAUCCAUUCGUUUUAUAAAAGAAUCAAUAACAAAAAUAAAUAUUAUUCAAUAAAUAGUGACAUUAGUGAUUAUUUAAAGUUUAUAGAUUACAGUGUUGAAAUAGAAAUAAGAAAAAAUAAUUUUUAUAAUUACCAGCUCCAAUAUUCAACAAAACCAAUUUUAAAAGAAAACAAUAAAAAUACAAAAACUAUAAACAACUGUUUUAAAAAUAUAAAAAACAAUAUCAACAAUAAUAAUACUUAUAAUAAUAAUAAAUACCCAUACAAUAGUGAGAAUCUCGUCAAAGUUUAUGACCAAGAGGUGUUCACUUAUAACUUUUAUUUAAAACCAGAUUUAUAUUGCAACAAAAACAUAUUCAAAAGUGAUUUUGGAAACAACCCAGAAGAAUUCAAAUAUAAAUGUAUUUAUUUAAAUGAAAAUAUAUUCUAUGAGCCACCUCAAAAUGGUAACUAUUCAAUCUCUCCAUCUUUAGAGUUGUUCAAGUUGUGUUUUAGUGUCUUUAGCAGCGGUUUAUUUAAAAACUUUGACUGGGGUGAAGAAUCGGAUGAAACUAGAGUAAUAAUUUCAGGUGGCUCUAUUUCUGCAUGUCUUGAUACGCUCCCAAUCUCAAUUAAAAAAGAAUUCGUCAAUUAUAAAACAAUCGAAAGAUAUUUAUACAAAUCAAAAAUGCCUGUGUUGUUAGUUAGAAAAUUUAUGGAAUUGGUUUUUGAAAGCUCCCUUUUAAAAGAAUUACUUUUCGAGAGAUUCUUUGGUAAAAGUUCACCUAACCAUGAAAGCGAUAUUGAUGUUUGGUUUAUUAGCCAAGAUUUAAAUAGUGCCAAAAAGAAACUUUUCCAAGCUAUUGAAAUUAUUAAAUCAAAUUUUAGAGAAGCCAACCCACUUUUUGAAAAUUCAUUUACAUUUGUUCGUUCGCCAAAUGCAAUAACAUUCAUCGGAACGUACCCAUUUAGAAAAAUUCAAUUUAUAAUCAAAAUAUACAAAUCUGUUGAUCAUUUAUUUUCCACAUUCGAUAUGGAUUGUGUCAAAGUGUUUUAUGAUGGGUCCAAUGUGUUUAUGAAUAAAGAAUCUAUAGAUUCAUACAAUAAAAG